UUUAUUUUCAAUAUUUUCGUCACCACCCAAAAAUCAAUUACACCAACCAAAAAAAAAAUUGCGUUUAAAAAGUUCAAACAAUAAAGAUAACUCGUGUUUUUGAUAGAGCCACUAAAGGAGGGGAAUUUUGGUUUAUAAAACCAAAAUUCUCUCUCAACAAAAAAAAAAAAAAAACGAUGAUGAGUCAGAAACUUUGUGUAAUGGCUUCUCAUGGAUUCCCAUCUCAAGAAUAUGCCAUGAAGGGUUGUCAACAAUUGGUGCCUUGUUACGCACCAAAACCAGAUAUUGUUAGAUAUCAGAGUCCUAAUCUGAGGUUAAAUUCAUUUGAGGAAUCAAGAAUGACGACAUCGAAAGAGUGGUUCAAUUCAAAUCAGUUUGUUGAUUUUGAUUUGUCAGCUUUAAAGCCAAUGGUUAUUGAUGUACAAGCAACUUGUCCAAGCACUGUACUUUUCAGCUUUGGCGUUGUUGGUCAAUGCACCGAGCAUGAUAAAACUUCGCUGUGUAUCACAUCCGAGACUGCUGAAGCAGUUGUAGAUGGUGUUCGUAAAGCUUUGUUGUCUGACUUGAUGGGUUUGCAACUUUCAGGGAUUAAUAUACCUCAAAUGUCAUUGCAUCCUCUCAUCUACCCAAAUAGGACUUUCUACAUCUCGAAGCCUUUGCUUGAUAUUUUUCAAGAUUCAGCCCUUAGUUCAAAAUUUACUGUUCAUCUAAAUGGUCAAGUUACGUUUAUGGGUACAGAAAUUGAGAUGAAAGAUUUUCUUGCUAUAGUUGCCGAGUCAUACGUAUCAAAACGUACACAUAAUGGUGAAAAACAGUCUAUGCUUGUUCCACACUUCAGUAGGCUGAAUAUAAAUGAAGUGGAGGCCAGAAGUAUUUCCCCCACAUUGGAUAUUCACUCUACACUGACCGUUCCUUUAAAAAGUCCGGAGAAAGUCAAAGCCAAGCCAUCACGAAAAAAGAAAAAGAAAGUAGCCAGGGAGAGGGAUCUGUUCAAGAAGAACUACAUUCAUGCAUGUGAGAGCCUUCUGUUCUUGAUGGCUGAUAAGAGGCAUCAUCGGGAAACAGCAAUUCUUUCACUGAAGAAAUCAGGUCCGGAGCUUCCCGAGCUCCUUACACAAUUCUCUGCUGGCAUUGCUGGUACUGGCCUUGCUGUUGUGCUAUCUGUGAUCUGCAAACUAGCUUGCGGAAGGGUCCCCUUUUGUGCGUCUAAGGUCUUCAACACAGGGUUGGGUUUUGGGCUUGUUUGGCUUUCUUGGGGAGUAAAUAAGCUGAGGGAUACAAUUGUUAACAUAAGCAAGAAUACUGGAAAGAUGGGAUUGAAAGAUGAGGAAAUGAUUCAAAAGGUGGAUAAGAGUCUAAAAGAAGUUUACUUUAGAGCUGCAGCGUUGCUAGUAGUGGCAGUGCUAAGGCUUGCUUGAGUAUUAUCUCUGAAGAGACGAUUACAUUCAGUUUGUAUAUUCAUGCGAUAACCGUCGUAUCUGAUUUGUUGGAUGUUCAGCCUGAUGUCUGCUGAAGUGAUAGCGAGGUUUCAAAAUAACUGUACCUUCACUUAAGCUUUGACGUUUGGCUUGAUCAUCACUAUGGUAUGAUUAUUACUUCUUAGGUAGUUUUAAUUGUCCAAGCAAGUAACGUAAGCAUUUGCUUGGCUUUAGUGGUAAGAUAAAUUGUAAAGUCUAAGGUAGAGUGUUGCAAUGAAUGAACCGACUGGGUUAGUGAAAAUGUUACCAGGUUUUCCUUUUCUUCGUAAAUAAAGGUUACAUAUCUUAGCAUAGAUUAUCACUGCAACA
Molecule: messenger RNA, 1787 nt
Organism: Medicago truncatula (barrel medic)
Lineage: Eukaryota; Viridiplantae; Streptophyta; Magnoliopsida; Fabales; Fabaceae
Exons: 5
Coding region: 177-1418 (413 amino acids)
Source: RefSeq, a predicted model, not a curated record